GCAUACAGGGAAUGGUUACAUAGUAGAUAGAAUUCGAUUUAUAUUAGUUAGAGGGUUUACAUCAAUAUAUUUCGUUUACAUUGCCGUACGGAUCCAACGUCUUUAUGAAAAUGCACCCACGGUUCCAUAGUUCACCUAAAUAUUCUCAGGGAAGCAGUGGUUCUUAUGCAGCAGAUAGAAGUUAUAUUGAUGAUGGCAAACAUAACGUUUCUGAAGAACCAUUGCAAAUGUCUGAUUUGGAAAGCGAGACGAUACUAAAGCAAAGAAAGGAGUUGCAACUAUUAAUAGGCGAGUUAAAAGACAGAGAUAAAGAGCUGAACGAAAUGGUUGCCGCUCACCAGCAACAACUUUCAGCGUGGGAGCGUGACCGACGCCGUGUUGUGGAACUUGAACACAGGAACGAGAGGCUUGAGGUUGAAAUCCGGAAGCGCAAUGAACAACUUCGACUUUUGAUUCAACGUUUAAAAAUUUCUGAUUCCCGGCAGAAAACCAAAGAUUCAAUAAUUGAUACGACCAAACAAAAACUAGCGGAAGCUCAACAUGAAAUUGAAUCGACAUCUGCAGAAAAGAGGGACUUAGAGAACAUGAAUGAUGCGUUGAAUACGUCCCUGUCCGAUAUUUCUUCUAAAAUUGGGAGAUUGGAAGCAAAAGAGCAAGAAUUUUUCACACAAUUACAACUUAAAGACGGUGAUUUAGUUGAAGCUGAAAGCGAGAUCCGUGAAAUGAAAUCAAAACUACGAAGAGUUGAAGUUGAACUGCACGAAUGUAGGAAAAGCGCUGCAGCCGCUCAUGUUGAUUUAGAACAACAGAAAGCAAGAUAUAAACAGAGCAGAACAGAACUGGAUAAAACCAUAGCUGAAAUGGCAACAAAGACGGGAGAUUUGAUAUCGGCUCGACAAGAACUAACGAUGCUACGCGAAGAGGUCCAGAAUUUAAAAAGGGACCUAUAUGCAAGUGAGGAACAAAUUCGAAGGAAAGAAGAAUUUAUUGAACUUCAGAAGUCGAAACAGGAAAGAACAAACGUUGAGCUCGCUGCAUUAAGACAAUUGUAUGAACGACAACAACAAGAACUUUCUGUACUGCAGUCUAACUUAGAAACUUCUCAGGAAAUGUUAUCAAAGCAGGAAGACCGUUUGAAUGACCUAAGCCAUCAUGCACUUGAUUUGGAUGCUGUUGAAUGCUCAAGCCAAACUACAAAUGAUUUACUGGAAGAAGCCCAAAGAUCUUCCGAGGUCGAUCCACUUUCAAUGUUCAAUCAACAUAAGAGAAGUCCAAGACCUCAAGUAAAUGGAAUGGAAAGCUCUGGUAGUUCUCCUACAAGCAAGUUACAGCGUCUGCUGUCUGAGUCUCGUGAGAUGGUUCACAACCUCGAGCGAACAGCGCUGUCCCCUUCUCCCAGGUCGAGCUAUAGAAGCAGAAGUACAGAACGAAGAUAUUAAAUACUUGGAUUUUGGCUAAGUGACGUUUUAACGUCCUAUUUAGGUCGUCUUUAUCAGGGAAAAAAUUAGCUGAAAUUUUUGCGGAAAUUGGGUAUAAACUUGUACGUUUGUAGAAGGGAUAAUUAUUGAAAUGAAAUACAACUGUUCGGCAAAACUGAACAAAUGAUAUUUAGGUCAUAAAACUUCCUAAUCUGUAAAUUUUUUUAAUAAAAUUUGCCAAUCUGUCAAACUGUAAUAACGAUUUUAUUCACAUUUAUGUUUAGAAAUUCAUAUAUUAAUAUAACUGAAUGUUUACAUUAAUACUAAGUGCCUUAAACAUGGUCUUUACCUCCAUAAUAACAUUCAACAUUCAGUUCUUAUGCACUUGAAAUUCUAUCUUGAACCAUUUUAAGUUUAUGAUCUCUGCAUUUCUUAAGUAAUACUUUUUCUAUGUUACUGACUGUGUUAUUUUCUGCUUGCCAAAUUUAUAUUCUGGUUUUUCGAAAAUAAAUUAGUUUUUUUA
Messenger RNA from Ciona intestinalis (vase tunicate), 1941 nucleotides. RefSeq lists its product as uncharacterized. NCBI's taxonomy places the organism in Eukaryota, Metazoa, Chordata, Ascidiacea, Phlebobranchia, Cionidae. The record is from RefSeq and is a predicted model, not a curated record.